CGCAGGACGGUGGAAAAGGGUCCCGUCCAAUCAGGACGCUCAAAGAGGCACUGGUCCUGCAAAGAUUAGAACCCCCGAUUGUGUGGAAUCGCCGGUGGAUAUGGCCAUCUGUCAUUCUCCUCUGUGGAAAAAGAGUUGCAUUGUCGUGCUCGGAGAUGAAAGACUCACCUCGAGAAGCAAUGAUUCCGUCUCCACGAACUGGAAAAGGGUGACUCGCAGCUGCUUGAUUGAUGCUCCGUCCGGUGGUUCGGCCGUCACCGACCGGGGCAAGAGUCGGUCGUCAAUCAGUCGGCCGGUGAAGAGGAUCUCCGGUCGGCUAGCUGUGGUUGUCGAGGCGACCAAUUCAUCGGUCACCGCGCGCCGACACUCGAGGCGAAGGAGAAAGUGUUCACUGGGCACCGGCUAUAAAGACAAGAAAAUUAUGUCGCUAAGCCGAUCGGUGGGCCGCUCAAGGUCUCGACUUGACCGGGACGGCAGACGAAGAUCUGGCCUUGAAAGAUUCAAGAAGCACUACUCGGCCUUCCUACUAGAAGUUACGAUGGCAUUUAAGUUCACACAAUCGUAUGUAAAUAUAAGAUUUUCAACUUGA
Protopolystoma xenopodis is the source of this 589-nucleotide messenger RNA. The record is from the annotation of a GenBank genome assembly. NCBI's taxonomy places the organism in Eukaryota, Metazoa, Platyhelminthes, Monogenea, Polystomatidea, Polystomatidae.